GAAACCUGCAGUUCACAGACGCAUGAACUAUUUCCUCCUUGAGGUAAACAAUUCCCUAAUAUCAGAGCGAGAGAAGUACACGGUAGUCUCCCUAUGUUCUAAAGAUACCAGAGAUGAAAAAACAAGACACGGACGAGUCAGCCACCUUGGGUGGUGAAUAUGCUCCACCUAAUGUUACAGCAGGAGGGAUGGAGUCACCUGCAGCUGUAAAAGACAGCUUGGACAGCAACAGCCCCAAGGUGUCUGAACCACAGACACCACAGACAGACACACCGCUACAGACAGACACGUCUCCACAGACAGACACAUCUCCACAGACAGACACGUCUCCACAGACAGACACGUCUCCACAAGGCGAGGAGGCGGGAAGUGAAGUUGCAGAGGCAGCACUUUCUCGUGACAUGGCUGAGGAGCUGAGCCGGCAACUGGAGGACAUCCUCAGCAUCUACUGUCGGGAAACCAUUUCAGACAACGCCAGCACCGUGCCCAAUGGCCAGUCGCAUAGCCCAGAGCUCAAUGGCCUGACCAAUGAGAGGGAGCACGGCAAGCCAGAGGGCAAAGUCAAUGGAGCUGGCAACGGAGUGGAGAAAGAGCAGAAGAAGACUCAGGAUAAGAAGAAAGUGAAGGGUCUGGGCAAAGAGAUCACUCUUCUAAUGCAGACUCUGAACACACUGAGCACCCCGGAGGAAAAGCUUACAGGCCUCUGUAGGAAGUAUGCUGAACUGCUGGAAGAGCACCGUAACACCCAGAAGCAGAUGCGAGUGUUGCAGAAGAAGCAGAACCAGGUGGUCCAGGAGAAAGACAACCUUAGGAAUGAACACAGCAAGGCCAUCCUGGCUCGCAGCAAGCUGGAGAGUCUCUGCAGGGAGCUACAGAGACACAACCGCACACUCAAGGAGGAGGGGAUUCAAAGAACGCGUCUGGAGGAAGACAAAAGGAAGGAAGUGACCUCCCAUUUCCAGGUGACCCUGAACGACAUCCAGGCUCAGAUGGAGCAGCACAACGAGAGGAACGCCAGUCUCCGACAAGAGAACACCGAGCUGGCUGAAAAACUGAAGAAGCUCUAUGAACAGUACAAACUACGAGAAGAGCACAUAGACAAAGUGGUGAAGCACAAAGACCUGCAGCAACAGCUGGUGGACGCCAAGCUGCAACAGGCUCAGGAGCUGCUGAAGGAGUCGGAGGAACGCCACGACCGAGAGAAACACUUUCUGCUGAAAGAAGCAGUGGAGUCUCAAAGGAUGUGUGAGCUGAUGAAGCAGCAGGAAGUUCACCUCAAACAGCAGCUGUCACUGUACACAGAGAAGUUUGAGGAGUUCCAGACCACUUUGUCCAAGAGCAAUGAGGUCUUCACCACCUUCAAACAGGAGAUGGAGAAGAUGACUAAAAAGAUCAAGAAGCUGGAGAAGGAGACGGCCAUGUAUCGGUCCAGGUGGGAGAGCAGCAACAAGGCUCUUCUGGAGAUGGCGGAAGAGAAAUCAAUGCGGGACCGCGAGUUUGAGGCACUUCAGGGUAAAGUCCAGCGGCUCGAGAAGCUGCGGCGGGCGCUAAAAGUGGAACGCAACGAGCUCAACAAGAAGGUUCAGAACCUCAGCGGCCGGGACGGUGUCACGGCAGGGGCCCCGGCCUCCGACCAAGUGACCGACUCCCCCUCUCCUCCACCUACAGACUCUUUACUGGAGCCCAGCAGCCACCUGGUCCCAGACACCACCCCCUGCUCCCAGUCCUGCCACUGUGACCCACAACUGGACACAGACACCCUACUAGAAGAGGCAAAGGCUCUGCCCGUCGCGGCACAGGAAUGAAGCAACGCGGCUCACAGUCUCCUCUUUCCCCUCCAGCCCCCCAACGAUAAGCCACCAGCCUGCUAGCCACAACACCUCUGCCGGAUCAAGCUGAUUUAGAUAGCAAGGUCAACUUGUGUCCUCCCAGCAUGCUCUGCAGGCUUUAUAAAGGUAGUGAGAAGACUGUGCCUCAUCUGUCAGUUCAUUUACAUGCACGCCAUAACCCAGUUACGUUUAAUAACUACAUUAAGGUAAUAGUUUGAUUAAAGCAUUUACAUGCUUUACAAUAACCUAAUUUCUCCCCAGUAAUCUGAUGUUCAUGAUUCAUUUAUUGGUCAGGUUAAUUUCCACAGGCAGGCUACAGGAAACAUGUUAUUAGCAACACAGAGUUUCAAGUUAAUACAUCCUUUCAUUUAUUAGUGUAAAAUUACCCCACUUCUGGUGACACUCCAAAAACGUUUUGCGCAUGCUGCUAUUUGUAUAGAAACAUGGCUUUCAGUCCAAAACCUGCCCUGAAUCAAAACAUUGGAAGAAAUCCGAUUCGAGGGAUAGUGUCAGAAUAAUUCAACUUAAACCUUAACUUGACUAAGACAACCCUGUUUAUACCGGGGCUGCAACAGUCUGUACUAAUCAAAGUAUUAGUGUGCAUGUAAAUGCACAGACUUGCUCUGUGUGCUGCUUUACUACACAUUCCCCUUUUUUGAAUGGCAUCAAAAACACAGAACUGCUUGGCAAGAGAAGAAACAGUGCUGCUUGGGAGGACACGAGCCAAGCAGGUAUAUGACGAGAGAGAUAUUGUGUGUGUGCGUUUGUGUGUCAAUGUGGUUGGAAGCUGUCUGAGUUAUUGCUUGCUGUGUUCUAAAGGCCACUUAAAGUAAUUUAAUGUUUUUCUUUCAAAUGAAGUCUUAACAGGGUUGUGUAUAGCAGGUCAUUUCUUUAGCAAAUCCAAUUAUUAACCUAAAAAUAAGAGAGAAUUCUACAUAAUUAUUUAAGGAACAUUCUCAUUUCUUUUUUCCUUGUUUGCAUCACACCGCUUCAUUUGCAUAGCGUUUGAUUAUUUUUUUUUGGUCUGUAUUUAUUUAAAGCAUAAUCUCUGAUAUUGAAAUAUAUGUAUCUUACGGAACACCACUAUACAAUAAAUCUGUUUAUUUUUUACUAAUUUAGAAAAUGUAUAACAGUUUUACUUGUAUGACCAACUUUUCAUUCCUAACCUUUCUGAGUUCAGUUGUUAGCUACAUUAUUUUGAUACGUUUUUUUCAGUCUGCUUAUAACCUUGUAAUGAUGACCACUUGAAACUUUUUUUGUGCAUUGGUAUGUGUAAGGAGCCAGGUAUAGUCUGUUUUUGGUGAACACCUUUUUUUUUAAUUAUUAUUAUUUCUUCAAAAUAUGAUUCCAUUCUGUUCGAUAGCCGGGAAGAGUCUGCCUCGAGAGCAUGCUCAGACCUCGCGCAUCCUACUUCAAUCUCGACCCAUUUGAGGUGCUGGAAAUUGAUGCAGCGGAUGCCGAAUUGAAGAACAUAUUUUCGGGCGUUGUCCAUUUUGUUCCAUCCAGAAUCAUCCAAAAAUCGGAGUGAUCCAGACGGAGUACAGAAAGCCUUUUUUAAAGCCGUGGACAAGCCAUACAAACUCCUACUGGAACCAGAACAGAGGAAGAGAGCCUUAGAUGUGAUCCAUGCAGGACUGGAACAUGUGGAGCACAUUGUAAAGGAGUAAAGGAAACUGUUGAAGAAGGACAGAAAGCCGUUGGAUGUGGAGGACGACCCUGAAGUGUUCAAACAGACAAUGAAGCCAUUUGCAGAGCUUGAAAUCAAGAUGACGGAAAAGGGCAAAAAAAGCUGUUCAACAAUAACAGACUAUACCUGGCUCCUUGUGUGUGUGUGUGUGUGUGUGUGUGCGUGGCUAUGAUUGUCUCCUCCCAGCCCUGGUAAUAGCAGUAGCUUGUAAUCAGGUUUUAACAAGAGAAUGUUCAAGGACCUCUAUGCAACGCUUGCCUCUUGGUUUUAUUCUGUGGCAGUCUCAACUGACAAGCGCUUAGCUGAGAAUGUAUAUCAUUAUCUCCACUGUCCUGCAUGGAUGUAUUGUAAAAACCAGACGACAUAUCUCACAGCAGAACUUUAUUUUGCUUAGGUUUGAACCUCGUUAAUUGCCUUUCAAUUGUUGUUUGACAGUGAACUUAAUAUUGUGCAUCUCCCUGAUGCAUUCACAAGGUGCAGUGACUGAGACCGGUGGGGAAAAAGGAGAGAAUAUGUCAUUGGACUUCGGAGUUGUAGUUUGACUCUCAAGCAUAUCCAUUUCUCUUCAAAAGUUCUUAUGUACUACUUGAUAUGUAGCAUCGCUUACAAGGUGUCAACUUAUAGAAUAGUCCUUUUCAACUUGAAUAGAAAUGGCAAACCUAAUUUCUUCCAUUGUCCCACAGGACCGAUUCAUUGUACGUCUGGUCAUGUGGUGGAUGUGGAGGUUCAUUAACCAUGAUUAAGGAACCAAAGAUGUUUCCUUUUUUUUUGUCUUUUGCAGUACUUUUUUCUGGCCCUUGUAUAAUUUGUUUCUUGUUAAAUAAAAUAUGUAACAGUGUA
Molecule: messenger RNA, 4356 nt
Organism: Perca fluviatilis (European perch)
Lineage: Eukaryota; Metazoa; Chordata; Actinopteri; Perciformes; Percidae
Gene: txlna
Product: taxilin alpha
Exons: 11
Coding region: 114-1805 (563 amino acids)
Molecular function (GO): syntaxin binding
Source: RefSeq, a predicted model, not a curated record